Corylus avellana is the source of this 1649-nucleotide messenger RNA. Lineage: Eukaryota; Viridiplantae; Streptophyta; Magnoliopsida; Fagales; Betulaceae. The record is from RefSeq and is a predicted model, not a curated record.
ACUUCGCCAAUUAAACAUUGCAUCAAAAGAAAAGACGAACCCCACACAGAUUUGGCCCAAAGGGUGAUGAAUGCUUAUCUCUUACUAUCUCUACCAACUCCAGCUUUGCGCCAGGCGCCAAAUACCACUGACGGCCAAGAAACUCCAUGCCCAAAUCAUCAAAACCGGCCUAGACCAAUGUGAUCCUCUGCCCAACAGCCUCUUGGACGUGUAUGGCAAAUGUUGUCUCGUUCAGGACGCUCUUCACAUGUUCGACGAGAUGCCCCACAGAGAUCAUGUCUCAUGGGCCUCAAUCCUCACUGCUCUCAACCAGGCCAACCUCCCCCACCUAAGUCUCUCCAUGCUCCCUACCAUGCUAAGGCAUGAUGGUUUAGAACCUGACCAUUUUGUGCUUGCUACCCUUGCUAAGGCAUGUGCUGGACUGGAUGCUGUUAGGCCAGGCAAGCAGGUGCAUGCCCGCUUUCUGUUAUCGCCGUUUCGAGAUGACGAUAUAGUUAACUCGUCGUUGAUUGACAUGUAUGUAAAAUGUGGAUUACCUGAUAAUGCACGCGCGGUUUUUGAUUCAAUUUCUAUGAAAAAUUUAGUUUCUUGGAUUGCCAUGAUUUCUGGGUAUGCCCGAAGUGGGAGGAAAUUGGAUGCUUUUGAGCUGUUCAAGAGGGUACCAGUUAGGAAUCUGUUUUCUUGGAACGCUUUGAUUUCUGGGUUGGCACAGAGUGGUAGUGAAGUUGAUGCAGUUCAUUUAUUUGUUGAAAUGCGAAGAGAAGGGGUUGAUAUGGUAGACCCAUUAGUUCUUUCAAGCACCAUUGGUGCUAGCGCUAAUCUAGCUGUGCUGGACCUUGGGAAGCAGAUUCAUGGCCUAGCUAUUUCUCUUGGUUAUGAAUCUUGCUUAUUUAUAAGCAAUGCACUUGUAGAUAUGUAUGCCAAAUGUAGUGAUAUUCUGGCUGCAAACGAAGUUUUUGGUAGUAUGCAACGAAGAGAUGUAGUUUCUUGGACUUCAAUAAUCGUUGGGGUGGCUCAGCACGGGCAAGCAGAGGAGGCAUUGGCUUUAUAUGAUGAGAUGAUUUCAGCUGGAGUGAAGCCAAAUGAAGUGACCUUUGUUGGAUUGAUUUAUGCUUGUAGUCAUGUUGGAUUAGUUAGUAAAGGCCGUCAUCUAUUCAAAUCCAUGAUUGAGGAUUAUGGAAUUAGUCCUUCCCUGCAGCACUACACAUGCUUCUUGGAUCUUCUUAGUCGGUCUGGGCAUCUUGAUGAAGCUGAGAGUCUCAUCAAUGCAAUGCCAUUGAAGCCCGAUGAACCCACUUGGGCGGCUUUACUAAGUGCCUGCAAGCACCAUAAUAAUAUUGAAAUGGGAAUCAGAGUUGCUGAUCAUCUAUUGAGUUUAAAACCGGAAGAUCCAUCAACCUGUAUACUGUUGUCUAAUAUUUAUGCUGGUGCUGCAUUGUGGGAAAAGGUGUCAAAGGUGAGAAAGUUGAUGGCAGUCAUGGAAGUUAAAAAGCAACCGGGUUAUAGUUGCAUUGGAUUUGGAAAGGAAAGCUAAGGGAGUUAUUUUCUAUUUUCCCUAAAAUUUAAGGAAAUUAGGUUACCACCUUUUUGUGAUUUCUCUCUUUUUGACAUUGAGAACCCAGUUUCAAUUGAGACUUGUGUUUCCAAUA